ACUUGCUGACAUGACUGUGAUCGUCAAACCUCGCAGCCCGUAGCACUUCAUCCUGGGUUACUGCUGCGCACCCGGCACCGGAAAGUGAUUGCUACCUCCUAGGCCUCAACUUGAACAACAUGGCUGCCCCGGUCGUUCCAAGCAGCUUCCAAAUUUACAACUCAUACGUCGAAGAUCCUAAAUGGCAAAUCAAAUUCACCAUAAUCUGGUGCUCUGGCGUCGCACUGGCUGUGGCCGUUUCUAUUCCAAGUGUUAUUCUUGGUCUGAGACAUGGGCGUUCCCUCAAGGGAAUCGCUGGAAUCUCAGAGACCGGUGGAUAUCAGUCUGCCCAUUCCGAUGGCAAGGAGCCACCGCCUACUACCCGUCGAAAAGGUCGCAGAUUGGUUGGAGCUUGGAAUGCUCUCAUCUCACCGACGUACUGGUCUCCUCCGAAGCUAGGGCUUAAUGUUGGACAAAUUAUAGUUUUAUCGGCGUACCUCACAGCUGUACUCGUCUGCAUCAUAAAGGAUGCACCUCUUAUUUCUAAUCCGAACAGAGCUGGAUUUCUCGCUCUCGCACAGUUUCCGGUCGUCUUUUUGUUUGCAACAAAAAACUCAAUUCUGUCCUUAUUGUUAGGACCAGGGAAUGGCUACGAGAAACUGAACUUUAUGCAUAGGAUGGCGGGAAGAGCUAUGUUUCUUGCCGCAUGCAUUCAUGGGUUCCUGUGGAUCCGCAAUCGCCUACAGUAUGGACUUGCAAUUCUUGGUCCACAGAAAGAGACUUCGGGAGUGGCUUCGCUGGCUCUACUCUGUAUCAUCGUCCUUACGUCGCUGAGGCCAGUCAGGAGACUAUUUUAUGAGUGCUUCUUCAUCAUACACAUAUUGACAUACGUGGCAUUCUUUGUCGCUAUAUGCUACCAUACGUCGUAUGCAUCGCCGUGGAUAUUCCCUCCCCUUGCAUUUUAUGGCGCAGAUAUUUUACUGCGCCUAUUUCGCUAUCGAAUCAAGGCCGCCACACUUACUGCGCAGGAUACUCGUAUGACUAUGAUCCGCGUUCAUAAUUGCGACGAUGGUUGGCUCGCUGGCCAGCAUGUCAGACUGCGCGUUCUCUUCUCCAACAGAGUUUUUGAAUCACAUCCCCUCACUAUUCUCUCGGCACCACCUUCCCAUUCUUGCCUCUCCUCACCUGGAUUCUUUCUCGCUGCACGAAAUGAUGGAGACUGGACGCGGGCGCUGAAUAGCUAUACCCGGGGGGAACAAGAACGCUUACGAAUAGAGAAUAGGUCAGAGGGCGACUCGGGUGCUUUCGUUCAAGUCAUGCUGGAUGGUCCUUAUGGAGGGUCGAGCGUCGAUCUGGGUCUGUACGAAAGCGUGUUUCUUAUAGCCGGCGGGUCUGGCGUUACAUUCACUCUUGGUCUGCUGGACGACAUUGUCGGCAGGUGUGUCAAACUAGGCCGCAGUCAGGGGGAACGAACGAGGGGAAUCGAGUUCACUUGGUGCAUCAGAUCUUUUGGUCAGAUAGAAUGGUUUGCACCGAUGCUGAUAGAUAUUGCCACGGCAGCGUCGAAUAGUACCAUCGACCUGCACAUUUCUAUUUUCAUAACGUGCUCUCAGGCUUGCGAUCCAGAAGCGGUACUUCAUAUCCCCAACUCCGUCGUCGCACUUUCGCGUCCAGCUGUCCAUAAUCUUCUCAGGGACUUCAUCAGUUUUCCGUCAUCAUGUGAAAAGGAAGAUUCGAUCGACAUGCAAUGUGAUGAAAGCCAGAAAUUAAUGGGCUUGGGUGGGGGAGUCGCGGUCUGUGCUAGCGGCCCAGAGAGCUUGACGAGAGAUGCGCAGAAUGCAGUUGCAGGAUUGGGUUUGAUAAUGGGUAUGGAUGUGGGCGGGAUUGCUCUACAUACGGAGCAGUUUACUUUGUGACCUAACUCAAGUACAUUGGAAGUUCUCAAAGCGGAUUGAUCAGGUACCCGAAUGCUACAAAUUAUACAUACCUGGAGACUGUAAUGGUCUAGUGAUGCUAUGCUAUAGAAUGAUUGCC
Molecule: messenger RNA, 2013 nt
Organism: Suillus plorans
Lineage: Eukaryota; Fungi; Basidiomycota; Agaricomycetes; Boletales; Suillaceae
Product: iron reductase
Exons: 8
Coding region: 120-1895 (591 amino acids)
Biological process (GO): copper ion import; iron ion transport; intracellular iron ion homeostasis
Cellular component (GO): plasma membrane
Molecular function (GO): ferric-chelate reductase activity
Source: RefSeq, a predicted model, not a curated record